UAACUUUAACCUUUUUUUCCGAUGAACUACAAAAUGCGAAUCGAAGAAAUGCUUUGCUUUAGCUCCGACUUGUAUUUGUGAAUUUUAUGAGAAUGUGUAUUUUCUUUUAUGUGCUUCCAUGUGAUCAUAGCUCCUAAGUUGUGUACGACUCUGCCUUUUGAGUAUUGCUUUUCUGUUUUUUAGAAACUUAAACUGUAGAGAUUUGUUUUCAUAUUUGGUGAGAGCAUAGACUGUUUGUGGCAAAGUCAAAAGGUGUAAUAAUCUAGUUUUGAGAAUUUAAGGAGUUGUAUUUACAAGAGAAAAAGGAGAAGGAGAAUAAGAAGUGCUUAUACUGCCGAUAUGAAUUUUGAACCAUACCAAAUAUAAGCAUUUGAGAUCAAUUAAUUAACUUAGUGCCCAAAAUCUAGGUCUGUCUAUCCCAGUGGCCCUUAAGUUUAUUGAUAAUACUUUAGGCUGAAGAAAUAUUGUGGAGAGGUGAUUAGACUGGACAUGACGCAACUUCAGUUUACUGAGGACACGACGUUAGGUAGGAGGAUAUGGAGGUCGCGAAUUAGGGUAGAAGGUAGUUGAAGAUUGUCUUGCUUCCUUGCGGGUAGGCUUGGUGAGUAGAUAGUAUUAGCAUUAUUCUUGUAGUUUCUUGUUCUUCGAUUACUGCUACUACCUGUUGUUUCUUGUGCUUUGUUUAUCACAUUAUUCUAGUUUUUUUUGUCUGUUACGCAUUCUCUGUUAUUUGUUAUAUCUUAUUUUCUAUGCCUUGUUCUACCUCUAUAUUGUUUUUUUUUUCUUCAAAUUGCCUUGUUAUGUGUUGCUUGAGCUGUAGGUCUUUCGGAAACUCUCUCUAUCUCCAUGAGGUAGGGGAUAAGAGAGUGGACUUGUAGAGAAGAUCUCCACAAAGACAAAAUGGGUUAUACUAAGGAGCAAUUGCUUGUCCGUUUACAGGAGCUUCAAAUUGAUUUCACCAAACAUGAACACCCAGUGAUUUUGACAGUUGAAGCACAGGCAAAGCAUGUUGGGCAUCUGAAUGGGGCAUUGAGUAAAAACCUAUUCUUGAAGGAUAAGAAACACAGGUUCUAUGUUGUUUCUGCAAUGGCAAAAACCAAUGUAGAUUUGAAAGUUUUGUCUCAGAGGCUUGGUUUGGGAAAAGGAGGGUUAAGAAUGGCUCCUGAAGAAGCACUUGGAGAAGUACUUCAGGUGCCGCUUGGCUGUGUCACCCCUUUUGCACUUGUAAAUGAAUCAGCAAGGUGUGUUUCCUUGUUAUUGGAUCAGGGAUUGAAAACACAGGAAUGCUGCUUCUUCCACCCACUCUCAAAUGAUACAACAAUUGCUCUUAAUGCUCGUGGUCUCGAUAAGUUUCUGAGUUCCAUAGGAAAACAAUCGGUCUAUGUGGACCUUGAGGCUAAUCCUCCAGUAGGGAAGGAUCAACCUCCUGAUCUAGCGUCUCUUGUUCCAUCUGAUGCAAUUGCCAUACCAGGUCAACCUGACAAAGCAGCUCCUUCGCUAGUUUCUGACAUGAAUCAUGCCCCUGCCAAUAACAAGUCAACUGAAGUUUCUGCUAAAGCAGUUAAGCCGUCAACUGAUGUGCGGAAGGAGAAACUAUCAAAUGGAGUUAGCUUAUCAACCUCGUUUGCUGAUCCUGAAAAAUAUGUAGAAGACUUUAUAGAGAAAACAUCAUCUCUUGUUCUUUCAGAGAUAACGGAGGAGAAUGUGAAGCAAUAUGGUGAGAAACAUGGUGAAGUCAUAUCAAAUACAAUUAGGAAAAAACUUGCAAUGGAGCUAAAGAGCACAGCUACAAUGUUCAAGAACACUGCGUAUUCUGAAGGUUUUUCUGCUGGUACUCGCCAACAAGCAAAGCGUCUUUAAAACAUGUUAUUUGUCUUCCAUUUUCUUGUAUCCAAUUAAAACUUGAUGCCAUGAUCUUAUUCAAGUUAUGACCACAAUGCUAAGAGGAAUUUGCUCCUUAUACUUUGAGCAAAAUUGAAACAUGUUUCAUAGGAGAAAUACAUGUUUUCUUUUUGAAAAAAUGACUUGCAAGAAAGUUUUUUUUACAGA
Solanum pennellii is the source of this 2049-nucleotide messenger RNA. Its product is annotated as prolyl-tRNA synthetase associated domain-containing protein 1. The record is from RefSeq and is a predicted model, not a curated record. Bases 901 to 1860 code for a protein of 319 amino acids. Lineage: Eukaryota; Viridiplantae; Streptophyta; Magnoliopsida; Solanales; Solanaceae. Gene Ontology annotation, molecular function: aminoacyl-tRNA deacylase activity. The transcript has 13 exons.